Messenger RNA from Paralichthys olivaceus (Japanese flounder), 393 nucleotides. The record is from RefSeq and is a predicted model, not a curated record. NCBI's taxonomy places the organism in Eukaryota, Metazoa, Chordata, Actinopteri, Pleuronectiformes, Paralichthyidae.
GACCAGGUCCAGGCUGAUGUGUGCUUGUGUUUCAGAGUUUGAGAAUGCGGAGACGCUGCUGAACUCUGAAGUCCACAUGCUGCUGGAACACAGGAAGCAGCAGAACGAGAGCGCGGAGGACGAACAGGAACUGUCCGAGGUUUUCAUGAAGACUCUGAACUACACGGCUCGAUUCAGCCGCUUCAAGAACAGAGAGACCAUCACGGCCGUGCGCAGUCUCCUCCUGCAGAAGAAACUUCAUAAGUUCGAGUUGUCAAGUUUAGCGAACUUGUGUCCGGAGGCUGCAGAGGAGGCCAAAGCUCUGAUCCCCAGGUCAGAACUACACAGAGGCUCCGCCCACACUCACACACCUUCAAACUCCACACUGGUCAUGUGAUGUAAACAGGAAGUAGA